Baudoinia panamericana UAMH 10762 is the source of this 957-nucleotide messenger RNA. RefSeq lists its product as uncharacterized. Bases 1 to 957 code for a protein of 318 amino acids. Gene Ontology annotation, cellular component: fungal-type vacuole membrane. Gene Ontology annotation, biological process: basic amino acid transmembrane export from vacuole. The transcript is spliced from 2 exons. NCBI's taxonomy places the organism in Eukaryota, Fungi, Ascomycota, Dothideomycetes, Mycosphaerellales, Teratosphaeriaceae. The record is from RefSeq and is a predicted model, not a curated record.
AUGCCCGACCCUAUCCCGCUAACCUGGAACGAAGCACUCUCCGGCGUUACCGGCUCCAUCUCCCUCGCUGCCUGGAUCUUUCUUCUCGUGCCUCAGCUGGUGGAAAACUACCAGCAAGGCAGCGCCGAAGGCAUCAGCCUUACCUUCCUGGCCAUCUGGCUUGUGGGCGAUAUCACCAAUCUCGCUGGUGCAGUAUGGGCUGGUCUCGUGCCAACUGUCAUUGCGCUGGCGGUCUACUUCUGCAUCGCCGAUGCUAUCUUAAUUGGGCAGUGCUUGUACUACAAUUCACUGAAUCGGCGGCGUGAGGAGAAAGCGGAGGCGAAAAGCAUGCGCGCGACCAAGCGAGGAAACAGCAUGACGGACAUUCGCGACGACAAUCUGGGUCUACCUGGCAGUAGAAGGCGAACAAGCAGUGGUACUUCUGGGCACCGUCAUCCGCAUGGCGACCGUGCUGCCAGCGUUGCGACCCUUGACCGGAUCACCGAGGAACCGUCUCGCUCACGUGCGGCGUUGAAGAACACCAUUUCGGUCGUGCUGAUCUUCGCGGUAGGCGCCGCAGGCUGGGCCAUCGCAUGGAAGACCGGCGCAUGGCGACCGACACCCGUAGGCGGAGAAGACGGAGGCGAGCCCACACCCCUCGGCGCCUCCAUCUUGGGCUACGCCUCGGCUGUGUGCUAUCUCGGCGCACGCAUUCCGCAGAUUGUCAAGAACCAACGCGAACGAAGCUGCGAUGGACUGAGUUUGCUUUUCUUCGUGUUAAGCUUGAUCGGUAAUGCGACGUACGGUGCUGGCAUCCUUUUCCACAGCGUGCAGAGAGACUACUUCCUCACUAACUUGCCGUGGCUGAUUGGGAGCUUGGGUACGAUGGUGGAGGAUGCCAUCAUCUUUGUGCAGUUCUCGGCUUUUGGGGAGAAGGAGGAGAAAGAGGGUGUGGCCGACGGGAGUGCUGUUGAAUGA